Lingula anatina is the source of this 1059-nucleotide messenger RNA. RefSeq names its product organic cation transporter protein. Gene Ontology annotation, biological process: transmembrane transport. Gene Ontology annotation, molecular function: transmembrane transporter activity. NCBI's taxonomy places the organism in Eukaryota, Metazoa, Brachiopoda, Lingulata, Lingulida, Lingulidae. Gene Ontology annotation, cellular component: membrane. The record is from RefSeq and is a predicted model, not a curated record.
AUGCAUUUGGACGAGCUUUUACAGAUUAUCGGAGAAUUUGGGACUUUUCAGAAAAGGCAGUAUUUUCUGGUAUGUCUCGUAGGACUGUAUACUGCGUUACCAAUACUUUGUUCGGUGUUCCUCGCAGCAACGCCCAAACACAACUGUAAAAUCCCAGCCGAAUACGUAUCGAGCGCUGAGAGGGUCUACGGAAACCUUUCUCACGAGGAGCUGCUGAACCUGACCAUCCCAUGGGAAGAAAAAGACGGCGAACUGACCAGAAGCAGUUGUAAGCUGAAAUCAUGGGACAGAAAUGCCUCCAUUGUGGACAUUGGUAAUAAUACAGCAAGUGUCAAAUGUCCUCAGGGACUGGACUACAGUCAAGAAAUCUAUACUUCUACGGUGAUGUCGGAGUUUGACCUGAGCUGUGGCAACGAAUGGCUGGUGAGCACAAGUCAGUCCGUAUUCUUUGUCGGGAAACUGGUGGGGGACGCUUUAUCCGGGAUAAUAAGUGAUCGGUUCGGGAGACGACCCACGUUUUUGGUUGCAAUUAUUCUCUCGGCAUCUGUGGGGAUCCUCACCGCCCUUUCUCCCAAUAUGAUAGUAUACAUAGUGUCUCAAGGUUUACAGGGAUCACUCAGCGGCUGUAUAUUCCUGACCACAUUCACUUUAGGAGUUGAAUUCGUGGGCCCAAGCAAACGCAAUUUUGCUGGUUUUGGGGUAAUGUAUUUCUUCAGCAUCGGUUACUUCUAUAUCGUACUGUUUGCCUACUUCAUAAGAAACUGGAGACACCUUGCUCUAGUGCUGUACGUGCCUGCAUACCUGUUUGGACUGUAUUAUUUCAUUCUUCCCGAAUCUUUCCGAUGGCUGUUGUCAAGACGCCGCACCGAAGAAGCAGAGAAAUUGAUCCGAUCAGUUUCUAUGACAAAUAUCAACUCUGAGCCUGAUGAUGAGACCAUUAAGUCUGUGAUAGAGGACAAAGAAGAGACGAGUGUCUCCUCUCGAACAUAUACCCCUAUAGACAUGGUGCGGACUUGGAAACGAGCCGCACUGACGGCAAAUGUGUGCUUCAACUGGUGA